CGUUGUUUUGGUACUAAUCUUUUAAAAAGCGAAGCUUGGGGUUUGAUCGCGAUGCUCGAUCGCUCCUUGCUGCCAUUCUUCUCCUUCUCACGACGAUCUCCGCUCCUUUGAAUCCCUUCAAGCCUUUCUCUUCAUCUUCAUCUUCAUCUUCAUCGCUGAAAUGGCUGAUGAGUGUUGCUCUCUCCAACUGAUCGACGGAGAUGGUGGAUUUAAUAAAUCUGGCCUUGCCGAGUUUGUGAAGGCAGUAAGAUUAGCUGAAUGUGGACUAUCAUAUGCUGUAGUGUCUAUCAUGGGUCCACAAAGUAGUGGAAAAAGCACCCUUUUAAAUAAUCUAUUUCGUACCAACUUUAGAGAGAUGGACGCUUUCAAGGGCAGGUCUCAAACUACGAAAGGCAUCUGGAUGGCGAAAUGCAAUGAAAUUGACCCUUGUACUAUUGUUAUGGAUUUAGAGGGUACUGAUGGAAGAGAGAGAGGAGAGGAUGAUACUGCGUUUGAGAAACAGAGUGCCCUUUUUGCCCUAGCAGUUUCAGAUAUAGUGCUGAUUAAUAUGUGGUGUCAUGAUAUUGGCCGAGAACAGGCUGCAAACAAGCCUCUUCUGAAGACAGUGUUCCAGGUUAUGAUGCGACUGUUUAGCCCCCGUAAAACGACUCUAUUGUUUGUAAUCCGGGAUAAAACAAGGACACCUCUUGAAAAUUUGGAACCUGUUUUGAGGGAAGAUAUUCAGAAGAUAUGGGAUUCAGUCCCUAAACCACAACUACAUACGGAAACUCCAUUGAGUGAAUUUUUUAAUGUAGAUGUUGUUGCUCUUUCUAGUUACGAAGAGAAAGAAGAGCAAUUUAAAGAGCAGGUGGCAAGUUUAAGGCAAAGAUUUUUUCAUUCUAUUGCUCCCGGAGGACUUGCUGGAGAUCGUCGGGGCGUUGUUGCUGCUUCAGCAUUUGCUCUCAGUGCUGAAGAAAUUUGGAAGGUUAUAAAGGAGAAUAAGGAUCUUGACCUCCCUGCUCACAAGGUUAUGGUAGCCACUGUACGUUGUGAGGAAAUUGCCAAUGAAAAAUUUGUUUGUCUAUCUGCUGAUGAGGAAUGGCAACAACUUGCAGAGGCAGUAGAAAAUGGCAUAGUACCAGGAUUUGGGAAGAAGCUUAGCUCAAUUCUGGAAAAAUGUUUAUCUGGGUAUGAUAUGGAAGUUAUUUAUUUUGAUGAAGGUGUAAGGAAUGCAAAGAGGCAGCAGCUUGAAUCAAAACUAUUGCAGCUGGUACAUCCUGCUUACCAAUCAAUGCUGGGGCAUUUACGGUCUAAAACUCUGGAUGACUUCAAAGAAGCUUUAGAUAAGGCUUUGGAAAGUGGUGAAGGAUUUGCUGUUGCUGCGUGUGAUCACACUGAGUUAUUUAUGUCAAAAUUUGAUGAAGGCUGUGAAGAUGCUGUUGUUGAACAAGCAAAAUGGGACCCCACCAAGAUUCGGGACAAGCUUCAACGUGACAUUGAUGCACAUGUAGCCUCAGUUCGUGCUGCUAAACUGUCUGAGCUCAGUGCACAGUUCGAGGGACAACUUAGUAAAGCACUUGCAGAACCUGUGGAAGCUCUCCUAGAUGCAGCUAGUGAUGAUACCUGGCCAGCCAUUAGAAGACUUCUUCAGAAAGAAACUAAGUCAGCUAUCUCUGGAUUUGCUUCUGCCCUUGCUGCAUUUGAGCUAGACCAGGUAACAGUUGAAAAAAUGCUUGCAAAACUGGAGGAAUAUGCUAAAAAUGUCGUUGAAUCUAAGUCAAGAGAAGAAGCUGGAAGGGCCUUGAUCCGCAUGAAGGACAGGUUCUCUACGUUGUUCAGCCGUGAUUCUGACUCCAUGCCUAGAUUAUGGACAGGGAAGGAAGACAUAAGAGCAAUCACAAAGACUGCUCGCGCUGCUUCUUUGAAGCUGAUGUCUGUGAUGGCUGCAAUCCGUCUGGAUGAUGAUAAAGAUAACAUCGAGAAAACUCUUUCACUUGCUCUGGCUGAUAAUCCUAAUCCUAAUGCUACAAAUAGAAGUAUACAAUCAUUUGAUCCACUGGCAUCAAGCUCCUGGGAGGAGGUUUCCCCAAAGAAAACCUUGAUUACACCUGUUCAGUGCAAGUCUUUAUGGAGGCAGUUCAAAGCUGAAACUGAGUACACAGUCACCCAGGCUAUUGCUGCUCAGGAAGCUAAUAAGAGAAACAACAACUGGCUACCCCCGCCAUGGGCAAUCCUUGCCAUUGUUAUCUUGGGAUUCAAUGAGUUUAUGACUCUUUUGAGGAACCCUUUUUACUUUGCUAUUAUAUUUGUCGCCUUCCUAGUGGGCAAAGCUCUCUGGAUUCAACUUGACAUUCCUGGUGAAUUUCGGAAUGGAGCUCUCCCCGGGAUCCUUGCCCUGUCAACAAAGUUCCUUCCCACAGUAAUGAACCUUCUCAAGAAGUUAGCUGACGAAGGCCAGCGUCCUGCAGCCCCAGAACCACACCGGAAUCCCGAACUUGCUGCCAAAAGUUUCAGAAACGGCGUUCAUAAUUCUACAACAUCCGAUGCCUCAUCAAACAUCACUUCAUCGGAAAACGAAUCCGAGCAAUCGAGCCCAUUGAGGCAGUAUAAACCCUAAAUGAGUAGAAGCAGUUAGACAGACAAAUCUCCGUCCUCACAUCUCUCAUAGCUCCAUUGUUGUGGCCAUGGUUUUUUUAAUUGUAGCCAAUUCUAGUGAUUCAGAAAUUUACUGAGAUGCCCCUCUAUGCGUGCCUACUUACUGUUGCAGCUGAAGGUUUAUGUACCUAAAAUAAUCAAACAUUGUUGUAUACGCUGCGUGCUGGUUUGUGGAGUAAACAAAGUUGCAUUUUUGAAAGCCUUUUCUGGGGGAUCAUCAAAUUUAGAAGGAAAUCAUCCCCAUAAUUUUUUUUUUUUUUUUACAAUUAAGAUUUAAUUUGCCCAUCUUUUCUUUUUCAAACAUUGUAAACUGUGGGACAAUUAGUUGUGUAAAAAUGCUUGGUUUUGUAUUGUGUUUCUUUUGGAUUGAAGGCAUGUUCUUGUAAUAGUUUGAAGACUUAAAUUGUUUUCUUCAAUGUAUUUCGGAUUUAUUUAA
Messenger RNA from Dioscorea cayenensis subsp. rotundata (Guinea yam), 3070 nucleotides. RefSeq names its product protein ROOT HAIR DEFECTIVE 3. The record is from RefSeq and is a predicted model, not a curated record. The transcript has 23 exons. Gene Ontology annotation, cellular component: endoplasmic reticulum. The coding region runs from base 161 to 2596 and encodes 811 amino acids. Gene Ontology annotation, molecular function: GTP binding; GTPase activity. Gene Ontology annotation, biological process: endoplasmic reticulum membrane fusion. Lineage: Eukaryota; Viridiplantae; Streptophyta; Magnoliopsida; Dioscoreales; Dioscoreaceae.